UUUCAUUCGUUGUUAGCAGUACCACAAAAACGCAGUUUCCACAUGCAAACAAAUCAGCCAUUGAAGACGAUUUUGUCAUUCACGCAGAAGUGGCACCGUACCCAAUGAGGUAAACGGAUUACUACAAUCUGUAUAUCAGUGGCCGGAGCCUUCUGACCCUAAGUGAAGCUACACGAGGUAUCCAGUGAGCAACGUACUGACACUGAUAUGGCCACCAGCAGUUCCUGUGUUGUGAUUGGUGACACGGAGGAAGGCUACGACCUCGACCUGUUUUGUAUUCCAAAGCAUUAUGCUGAUGACUUAGAGAGGGUUUACAUUCCCCACGGGCUCAUCCUGGACAGGACUGAGCGCUUAGCACGGGAGAUUAUGACUGAGAUGGGGGAGCACCACAUUGUGGCUCUGUGCGUGCUAAAGGGCGGCUACAAGUUUUUUGCUGACCUGCUUGACUACAUCAAAGCCCUGAACCGUAACAGCGACCGCUCCAUCCCCCUGACCGUAGACUUCAUCCGGCUCAAGAGCUACCACAAUGAUCAAUCCACUGGAGAAAUCAAAGUAAUUGGAGGAGAUGAUCUCUCCACUCUGACUGGAAAGAAUGUCUUGAUUGUUGAGGACAUUAUUGACACAGGAAACACCAUGAAGACAUUGUUGCAGCUCCUAAAACAGUACAAUCCCAAAAUGGUUAAGGUGGCCAGUUUGCUUGUGAAGAGGACGCCAAGGAGUGUUGGGUACAGGCCAGAUUUUGUAGGAUUUGAAGUCCCUGACAAAUUUGUUGUAGGAUAUGCGCUGGACUACAACGAAUACUUCAGAGAUCUAAAUCAUAUCUGUGUCAUCAGCGAAACAGGAAAAGACAAAUACAAGACAAUGGCCUGAGGAGAACUUCCCCCUUUGUUUUUAAAAUGUAUUCCUUCUGUAAUUUCAUUCCUUUUUACUUCGAUUUACCUGAAAAUGAACAUUUAAUCAGGCAGAUUUCCAGAUGCAUUUCUGUGAAUACCUGCUAAGACGAUUAAUCUUUAAGCAGCUCACAGUAACACACUUUAGUGUACAUCAGACCUGUGCUGGAUUGCUGUCUGUAGUGAAUUUCGUGGCAAGUGGUUUUGAACCAAUGCUGCUUUAGGAUUGUUUACAGUCAGAAAACGUGCAAUGCAGUAUGAUACAAAGACACAGGCCUGUCACUCGUGACAUAGCACAUUUGUGAAGCUACUUGUGACCAAAUAUCACAAACCAGUUGGGCAUGUAGCUCAGGUAUCAGUUUCACUUUCAGCUUGUGUGUAAUGUACAGUGUUAAAUCAUGGUCCUCCAUUUACUUCACAUAUUAGAUUCAGAUAUUCAGUUGAUUCAUUUGAUGGCAAAAGACCAAAAUUAUUUGAUAAUGUGGAUAUGAAUAUAACAUGAAAUGCACCAGAAAGUAAUUGGGUGAAGGAGAAUAUAUAAUGGAACCAACACCAUAAAUUAUGUAAUACAGGGAUUAAACCAAUUGUAUUGGGAAACAAAUAUUUUAAAAGUACAAGCCAUCACUUUAAUUUAAUGCUCAAGGUGGUUUGAAAAACAUUGCCUUGAAUAGUUGGUGAAAUGUAUACAUUUUUUUAAUCGGCUGUAGAAAUGCUUUUAUAACUGAACCACAGGCCAGGUCAUUGCUGAGAUUUUGAACUGUUGUGGCCUAUGCACCUUCCGUAGGGAAUAUCCUGCUCUUUCCUUACUACUUGAUUCAUUAGGCUACUGUGCAGAUUGGUGACUGCACAGGUAAAGGAGAUGCAUUGUUUCUUAAUGCUACUAGGGUUCUGUGUAGACCUGUUCAUUGUAUCUUUUCAAUUUUGCCAAGAUUCCGCAAUUGGUACUUCACACAUUAUGGUCUAUAUUAGUCAUAUACAUACACGCAAGACAACCAUGCAAGACAAGCAUGUUCGACUCCACCUUGCAAGACCAGCUCAGAAGAAUGCACUAUUAGGUUCUUGCAUUUUAAAAUAUCAACAAUUAAAAAUGGGUCUUGUUAAAAUGAAGACCAUUCCUACAGCCAAAUAUGAUCACUAUAGUUUGAAUCUUUAAUGUUGAUGGGCUCUCCAUAUGUGAAAUUCUUAAAAAAAAAGUUUUUUAAAUAAUUUGUUAAACUUGUAUUGACCAUCUGAUUCUAACCCCAAUGGCCAGGGGACUGCCCAGGCAAUGGCCUGGUUGAGGAUUAAAGGCAAAGUUCUGAAUCUCCUGGCUUCUCAAGUUUUUAUAGAGCCCAAAAAUGGCUGUCCUAAGGAAAAUCAGUAAAAACCGGCAUACCCUUUGACCCUGACGGCUAUGCAGGUUUAGUGAUUUUCCUUCAAUCAGCAGCCAAUCAGGGCCCCGGAAAAGAUCUGUGGGAACACAAAUCUAAGCCAGUCAGUCACCCAGCAGAUUCUGCAGCCCUAUAGGAGUGGAGUCCAGUGGAGGUGACCAGUGCUCUACACAAUUUCUGGACAUCUGUAAUGGAGCCCAGUAGCACACUUCUGCCUUUCACCUAAAUAUGAUCAGAACUGGCUGGAUGUAUCAAUUGUACUGAAUUCUGUAGUUUGACAAUAUAAAUACAAUAAAAUGGUUUAUACGAUAACAAUAAA
Messenger RNA from Conger conger (European conger), 2579 nucleotides. RefSeq names its product hypoxanthine-guanine phosphoribosyltransferase-like. Gene Ontology annotation, molecular function: magnesium ion binding; hypoxanthine phosphoribosyltransferase activity. Gene Ontology annotation, biological process: IMP salvage; purine ribonucleoside salvage; hypoxanthine metabolic process. The record is from RefSeq and is a predicted model, not a curated record. Bases 208 to 870 code for a protein of 220 amino acids. Lineage: Eukaryota; Metazoa; Chordata; Actinopteri; Anguilliformes; Congridae. The transcript is spliced from 9 exons.